Molecule: messenger RNA, 306 nt
Organism: Geodia barretti
Lineage: Eukaryota; Metazoa; Porifera; Demospongiae; Tetractinellida; Geodiidae
Source: the annotation of a GenBank genome assembly
AUGAAAGCAUCCUACCUGGGCGCGAUGGGAUACUCCGAGCGUCACCUCUUCCCGAAUUCCUGGCCCAUUCCCCCUGCCUACCACGACCCCAAGCUUUCGGUUCAAAGCUACCAGGAAGGCAUGGACGAGUGCGAGUUCGCCGAGGAGAUGGGCUUCGAGUGGAUCAGCUUUUCCGAGCACCACUAUUCAGGCCGCAUCGCCACUGGCAAUCCCGCCGUGAUGGCAGCCGCCGUGGCCGAGCGGUGCAAGAAAGUCAAGCUGGCCAUGCUGGACCCCUCCUUCCCCUCAACAAUCCGGUUAGGAUAG